Gossypium arboreum is the source of this 1425-nucleotide messenger RNA. RefSeq names its product polyubiquitin. Lineage: Eukaryota; Viridiplantae; Streptophyta; Magnoliopsida; Malvales; Malvaceae. Gene Ontology annotation, cellular component: cytoplasm; nucleus. The transcript has 2 exons. Gene Ontology annotation, biological process: protein ubiquitination; modification-dependent protein catabolic process. The record is from RefSeq and is a predicted model, not a curated record. Gene Ontology annotation, molecular function: ubiquitin protein ligase binding; protein tag activity. Bases 81 to 1226 code for a protein of 381 amino acids.
GAGCCUCGCUGUUCUCAUACCAAAUUCAUAUAACCUUGAGAUUAUCACUUUGAAGCCUUCUUCGAAUUUCCUCAUUCAAGAUGCAAAUUUUCGUCAAGACCCUCACCGGAAAGACCAUCACAUUGGAGGUGGAGAGUUCUGAUACUAUUGACAAUGUAAAGGCCAAGAUUCAGGACAAGGAAGGCAUCCCCCCAGACCAGCAAAGGUUGAUCUUCGCUGGUAAGCAACUUGAGGAUGGCCGCACGUUGGCUGAUUACAACAUCCAGAAGGAGUCCACACUCCACUUAGUGCUUCGCCUCCGUGGAGGAAUGCAAAUUUUUGUUAAGACUUUGACUGGGAAGACCAUUACAUUGGAGGUAGAGAGUUCAGAUACCAUUGAUAAUGUUAAGGCAAAAAUUCAGGACAAGGAGGGAAUUCCCCCAGACCAACAGAGGCUGAUUUUUGCUGGUAAGCAACUGGAGGAUGGCCGUACCCUGGCUGACUAUAACAUCCAGAAGGAGUCCACCCUCCACUUGGUGCUCCGUCUUCGUGGUGGUAUGCAGAUUUUUGUGAAGACACUUACUGGGAAGACCAUCACCCUGGAAGUUGAGAGCUCUGACACAAUCGAUAAUGUUAAGGCCAAAGUUCAAGAUAAGGAAGGUAUCCCUCCAGACCAGCAGAGGCUGAUAUUUGCUGGAAAGCAGCUAGAGGAUGGGAGGACCCUUGCAGAUUACAACAUCCAGAAGGAGUCCACCCUCCACUUGGUUCUCCGUCUCCGUGGCGGGAUGCAAAUUUUCGUGAAGACCCUGACUGGAAAGACCAUCACCCUGGAAGUUGAGAGCUCAGACACGAUUGAUAAUGUUAAGGCCAAGAUCCAGGAUAAGGAAGGAAUUCCUCCAGACCAGCAGAGGCUGAUUUUUGCUGGGAAGCAACUUGAAGAUGGGAGGACCCUUGCAGAUUACAACAUCCAGAAGGAGUCCACCCUCCACUUGGUUCUUCGUCUCCGUGGCGGGAUGCAAAUUUUCGUGAAGACCCUGACUGGAAAGACCAUCACCCUGGAAGUUGAGAGCUCAGACACGAUUGAUAAUGUUAAGGCCAAGAUCCAGGAUAAGGAAGGAAUCCCACCAGACCAGCAGAGGCUGAUUUUUGCUGGGAAGCAACUUGAAGAUGGGAGGACCCUUGCAGAUUACAACAUCCAGAAGGAAUCCACUUUGCACCUGGUCCUUCGCCUCCGCGGUGGCUUUUAAGUGUGGUGCCGAACACCUGUCCAGUUAUUGUUGAUGCGUUAAGUUUGUAUGUGUGUGGGUCGUAUGCUAAUGUGAGCUGGCCACUAGGCUGGGGAAGCUUACGAGUAAAAAUAAUUGCUUUUAUCAACGUUUUUAGUUGUUCUUUAGGUUUCAAGGUUCUAUGGCAUUGAAUAAAUAUGUUUUUGCAUUUUGCAGUCAA